AAUAUUCUAAUGUAAGUGUUGUAAAAAUGUAUAAAAGGGGAAUAAGUAAAAGUAGCUUUCAUAGAAACCUGAAAGUAGAAAAACAAAAGCUCUUAAAUCAAUUGCGGUUGUGCAGAGGCGCACCUCAGGCGAAUAAUGUUAAUUGUGAAAAUCCCAUAGAUACCAUUGAUAUUCCCACCACUUCUGCAGCGGCUAAUGUCGAAGAAAUUGAUGUUUCUUUAGUUCCAAGACAUCAGGUGGAAGAAACUCUACAAACUAAAUUAAUUAAAUGGUGCAAUCAGUACAAUCCGACACGCGCAAGUGCAAAUGCAUUGCUCAAAAUUUUAAGCUCUGAGGGUUUGGCGGUCCCUACCCACAUAAAAACACUUUUAAAAAAUAAGAAUUGCUCAGAAAGUGUGAUUUUUAGGACAGUGUCACCGGGAACCUAUUGCCAUAUAGGUUUUUUGAAGCAACUAGAAAAACUUCCACAUGAGUUUCUGCCAGAAGAAAAUUCAAUAACUUUUGAUAUAGGGGUAGAUGGUAUUCCGCUCUAUAAAAGCAGUUCCCAAAGUUUGUGGCCAAUUAUGGGAAGGUUUGUGAACAUCAAUAUUGAUGUAUUUAGACUCAUAUCUACAUGAUUUAGUUUCGGAAAUAAAAAACCUUAAAGAAAGCGGAGUUGAGCUCUAUGGUCGCAGUUUCCAAAUUGAUUUACGAGCGUUCAUCUGUGAUGCACCUGCUCGCUCUUUCAUGUGUAGCACGGUAGGCCAUAACGCUUUAAUAGGAUGCGAGAAAUGCUACCAAAGGGGCCAAAGGAUUAAUAACGUUACAACUUUCAGUACAGCCUCAGCUGAACCAAGAACGUAUGAAGAUUUUCGUAACAGAAAGCAAAUGCAAUUCCAUAAAGGUUUUCAUCAAAAGAGGCAUAGUGAAUUAGAGUUAAUAGGAAUUGAUAUGAUUACUCAAUUCCCCUUAGAGCCUAUGCAUUUGAUAGACCUUGGAGUUAUGCGAAAAUUUCUAACGCUUCUUAUAAAUAGAAAAACCGUUCAAAAAAUUGGGACUAACGACAAAAAUUUGAUGUCAAAUAAGUUGAUUUCCCUUGCUCCCUUCAUCCCCAGGGAAUUUCAAAGGAAACCGCGAUCGCUUAAUGAAAUUUGUAGAUGGAAAGCUACGGAGUUCCGGCAAUUUGCCCUUUAUACGGGCUUAGUCGUUUUAAAAGGUAUUGUAGGCGAGGAAAUGUAUAAUGAAUAUUUACUACUACAUGUAUCUUACAGGAUGCUUUCUUCACCAGUAAAUUCCAACUUUAAUUUAAAUAAGGCGGAGGAUAUGCUUAAGCUUUUCGUACAAAAGUUUCCAAUUUUGUUUGGCGACUCCUGCGUGACAUUCAAUGUACAUAACCUGCUGCAUUUGCGAAAGUGUGUAGAAGAUAUGGGCGCACUUCCGAAUUUUACAGCUUACAGUUUCGAAAAUUUUAUGCAGGAAUUGAAAAAAAAUGUCCGAAAGCCUUCUAAGAUUCUGCAGCAGAUAAGUAACAAAUAUUCCACCUCACAUCUUAAGAUUAAGGCUGUCCCAACGGGUUUUAAAAGAAAUAAAUUGGGGAAAAUUAUAAGUUUUCAAAAUGAAAAUUUCUUUGUGAGUACACGAAUGCCAGAUAAUUUGUGCUGCAUAGCUCCUUUUCAAAUAGUAAGAAUUACUGGAUUUGUCGAAAGAGAAGAAAUUUUUUUGAAUGGGACGGUACUCACACACUUAAAAAAUUUCUUUGAGCACCCCGUCCAAUCUAUGAAUAUGUUAGGGAUAUGCACUGGAAAUAUUUUUGAUGAAAACGCUGAUAAAAGAGAUUUUAAGAUAGAUGAAGUAAUGUGCAAAAUGAUGUACUUUCCCUCAGAAAAUGAGUAUUUAUUUAUUCCUCUUUUACACGGCUUCGACAACACUUAUUUAUAAUUUAAUAAUUUCAUAAAAACAAGAU
Molecule: messenger RNA, 1942 nt
Organism: Rhagoletis zephyria (snowberry fruit fly)
Lineage: Eukaryota; Metazoa; Arthropoda; Insecta; Diptera; Tephritidae
Source: RefSeq, a predicted model, not a curated record